AUGUUUAAUUGCUUCGAUUUUAGCAGGGUACCUUCAUGGUGUGACCGCAUUCUGUGGCUGGUAGAAGACAUAUCUGGCUUGUUUUCGAAGCAGCUUGAAUGCCAGCUGUUGAACUAUAACAGUGACGAUCGCUUUACGGCCAGCGACCACAAACCGGUCUUGGCUGAUUUCAAAAUUCAGAUCUGUGGCCUCAUUUCCACGCCCGUAGUCGUUUUUUUGUUCCCUAGUCAGAAAAACAACACGCUCUGGCACUGCGGACAGAACAACCUUUGUCGGUAUUUCGUUUCCAGUGAUUACACUCCCUCAUUCUUCGACUGGAUCGGUGUCUUUAAGUCCUGCGAGGGACCAAACGUCAGCGGUGACAAAGGAUACCAACUCUAUGCGGGUUGGAUGAGCCCUGUCACCCCUGUCGGCCAGAAAUUAUGUAAUCAGCGGCAUGGACCUGCGGAAAGCUUACUUUCUGGUUCCAAACUUACCAACCGAUGCGUACAACAAGAGAAACUUCAGAAACUCUACAAAACCAAAAAAUAA
This is a messenger RNA of Soboliphyme baturini, 531 nucleotides long. NCBI's taxonomy places the organism in Eukaryota, Metazoa, Nematoda, Enoplea, Dioctophymatida, Soboliphymatidae. The record is from the annotation of a GenBank genome assembly.